AUGGAGGGCAGGCAGAUCCCGCUUCAGGCUCGGGUACCGGUCCAGAGGCAGAAUAAGAGGGUCAAGGGCAACCCCCAGGCCCAGCCCCAGAAGGAGCAAGAGAAGGCUGUGCAGAACCCCAGGAAAGUGGAGCGAGAAAAUGAGAAGCAGGGCGUGAGCCAGGAUCCCAAGGCCCUAGAGUUUAACGGCAAGCAUCAGAAAACUGAGCCCGUUGUAAAAAUGAAGCCCAGUGUAGAAGUCAGCGCCCCUGAAGAGGCAGAAAGCGGACCCACAAACCUCAGGGGAAAUGACGACAAAAAGCUGGCCAGACCUGUAGCGGAGAAGCCCCUAAAAGCGCAGGCCCCAAAUAAGCCUAAGACACCCAGAGAAAUUCUAAACGGAGUCAAAACCAAGCCUUCUGGCUCUCUCGCUUGCAGCCAGGAGGACAGGGAGGCAGAUAAGAAUGAUAGUGGCUCUGAUGACAGCUAUUCGGCCCAUAAGCAACAGAGGGCCAGGUGCAGUCUCCCCAGAGUCAGGGGAAACUUCCACUUAGCGAGGGCCAGCAUGAUGUCCCGAGUGCCCAGGUUCCCCGCGUUACAGCAGAGGUUUGACAACCUUAAGCUCACUGGCGGGAACCACAGGGGCUUCCGAGUAGGCAGCCCUCGGCCUCCAGUUUGGAAUUCUAGGAGCUGGGCGCCAGGCCCGGGCCACAGUAGAUUUGGCUUUGGUAAUGUGCAGAGGCCCUUGCCCUUCAAACCCGGCCUGAACAGUCCGAGGCUGAACACGUGGUCCAGAAUGAAGCCGACGCCCCCCGCUGUCCCUAAAGAGGAGACCUGGGGCCUUUUCAAACAGCCAGCCAUUUUUCCAGGGAGCAACUACACUGUCCCGGAAGUCACUUAUGCCAGCAAGGUUAAACAGAACCUCUACAAGGUCCCCAGGUCCUUCAUCUCCCCGAGGCUGGCCACUUCAGAAUCACUACCGUUGCUGCCUUCCUCCUCUGCUUUAGUGGGGUCCCCCAUUGUAGCACCUGGCCAAAGGCAGGUCCCUGGGGCUUCCCUGAGGCCGGUCAAUCCGCUGGGCCCCGAUAACAAACCUGAACAGAACAUGCUUCCAUACGGUGGCCAGGACUUGCCUAUGGACAUUUGCCUCAUGAAGUGGCCCAUUCCUAACCUUAAGUCGGCGAUGCCCCAAAUGGGUCCAAGCUGCCCGAGCUUAGAACAGCGCUUCUUUAUCCGCGCCCCCGUGCUGACAACCAUACCCGAGGACCUGAUGCCAAACACCAGGCCCUCCCAGAUGGAAGCCCAAAAGCUGAGGGAGAUCGUCAAAAACAAGUGGGGCUUAUCAUUUAUCAGUGAGCUCGACACCGAACCCGAGAGUACCCAGGAGAUGGCAUCGGAGGCUGAAGUCGGACCACCUCCGCUGCCAGGCAAGUACCCCAUCCCCAGCCCUCUGGCUUCCCAGGGGCCUGCAGGACCCCCUGCUGGGGCUGAGCACCUACGGCGCCCCCAAGUUUAUGAUGUGACCAAAUGGCUGAAUCCGCAAGGUCUAGGGGGCAUCGUCAAACCAGCCAUUCUGAAGAAAGAGAGUGAUGAAGCCUUCAUUCCGCUGCCCAGUCUUAGAGAUGAGCUGCAGAAGGCAGAUCAUCGCAGCACAGGGUCAUUCAUGCUUCUCCGCAACGAAAACCAGUCAGAUUCCUCAGAGCCCUUCACCUUGAGCCUUGACCCCAUCUUGAAGGAAGCAGAGGAGAGAGGUGAAUGGGAACCCUUCAACUUCAGGGCCGCCGUGGAAUACCACAUGGCUGAAAUGAAAUCCAUCUGGGAUUUGCAGAAGAAAGACCCCAAAAAAGUGAUCAUCUAUGAUGAGUCCUUGGACAUAUGA
Messenger RNA from Gracilinanus agilis (Agile Gracile Mouse Opossum), 1857 nucleotides. RefSeq names its product nuclear fragile X mental retardation-interacting protein 2-like. Gene Ontology annotation, cellular component: cytoplasmic stress granule; nucleoplasm. The record is from RefSeq and is a predicted model, not a curated record. The transcript has a single exon. Bases 1 to 1857 code for a protein of 618 amino acids. Lineage: Eukaryota; Metazoa; Chordata; Mammalia; Didelphimorphia; Didelphidae. Gene Ontology annotation, molecular function: RNA binding.